Messenger RNA from Danio aesculapii, 750 nucleotides. RefSeq names its product tRNA methyltransferase activator subunit 11-2 (gene trmt112). Gene Ontology annotation, biological process: rRNA (guanine-N7)-methylation; tRNA methylation; peptidyl-glutamine methylation. Lineage: Eukaryota; Metazoa; Chordata; Actinopteri; Cypriniformes; Danionidae. The transcript is spliced from 4 exons. Gene Ontology annotation, molecular function: protein heterodimerization activity. Bases 143 to 511 code for a protein of 122 amino acids. The record is from RefSeq and is a predicted model, not a curated record.
GCUUGAUUCAGCGGUUGCACACAGUCAUCGUGAUAAACGCGUGUGUAUGUUAUGUUUAAGUUUUGAAAUUCCAAGCUUCUGUAAUCGUUAAACAUUUGAGUCUUAAUACUAGAAUAUAUAUUUAUAUACACACACCGCCGACAUGAAGCUGUUAACACACAACAUGUUAACCUCGCACGUCAAAGGUGUUACCAAAGGAUACCCGCUUAUUAUCAAGGCAACGGAGGUGAAAGUGAAUGAGUUGGACUUCAACGCUCAGUUUGUGAGUCGAAUGAUUCCCAAGCUGGAAUGGCCUGCAUUGGUCCAGGCAGCAGAAUGGCUUGGUCAGUCUCAAGAACUGCCCGACACGCUCAUACCCGACUACGAGAAUGAUGAGGAGUUCCUACGCAAAGUUCACAGAGUUCUUCUAGAGGUGGAGGUUAUAGAGGGAUGUUUACAGUGUCCCGAAUCUGGCCGAGAGUUUCCCAUCUCUAAAGGUGUUCCCAACAUGUUACUCAAUGAAGGAGAGUAGAUUAAGAUGCUACACUCAAUCUCAAAAGAAAAGAUCCCCAGAUGUUUUGUGUAGACAUUUGUGGUUCCACUUUCUUCAAAGAAGAAACACAAUUCACAAGUUAUUUGGAAAUACUCAGCCAGGUGCAAUUACUGUCUUGGUGUUGCUUCACAUUUGGUUGCUAUGAAAAUAUAUACAGUUUUUUUCUGUCAUUGUUUGUUGUGCUUUGUAAAAUAUCAAAUAAAUUUGUACUGAUUGAA